AUGCCAUACGAUCUACAGGGAAAGAAGGUUCUGGUAACGGGCGGCUCGCGGGGGCUCGGAGAGCUCAUCUGUUUCAACUUUGCGCGGGAGGGCUGCGAUCUUGCCGUGAACUAUGUGGCAAAUGCGGAGCGGGCGGAGAACGUGAGGAGGAAGAUCGAGGGGGAUUAUCAAAGGAGGGCUUAUGUUAUCCAGGGCGAUAUGGGCGUCGAGGCAGACGUUAUCGACACUGUCAAGACAGCGACUGAGAAACUCGGUGGUCUGGACAUCAUCAUCUCUAACGCCGGCUACACUCGCUUCUCCAAGUUCUCCGACCUCUCUGCCCCCACGGCCGAGGAUUGGGACAGAUGCUACGCGGUCAACGUCAAGGCCCAGGCCAUCCUCAUGCGCGAAGCAGCGCCAAUCUUUAACGCCAACCCUCAAGGAGGCGUCUUGAUCAUGACGUCGAGUAUCGCUGGCAGGAAUUUGGGUGGGAGCUCCAUGCCGUACAGCGUGACGAAGGCGGCACAGCUGCAUCUGAUGAGGUGUUUGGCGAGUACGCAGGGCCCAAAGAUUAGGGUCAACGCUGUGUUGCCAGGGCUGCUUCUGACGGAGUGGGGUCUGUUGUAUUCCGAAGAGAGGAUCAAGGAGAUGAAUCAGAAGGCUUCUCUGGGGAAGGAUACCGAUCUAGGGGAUUGUGCUCAGACUUUCGUAGAUGUUGCAAAGAAUGCUUCGAUGACAGGGCAGAAGAUACAGGUUGACGCUGGUCUUGGGCAGAACGAUUAG
Messenger RNA from Drepanopeziza brunnea f. sp. 'multigermtubi' MB_m1, 762 nucleotides. RefSeq lists its product as uncharacterized. Lineage: Eukaryota; Fungi; Ascomycota; Leotiomycetes; Helotiales; Drepanopezizaceae. The record is from RefSeq and is a predicted model, not a curated record.